Messenger RNA from Micromonas commoda, 1410 nucleotides. RefSeq lists its product with no specific name. The coding region runs from base 1 to 1410 and encodes 469 amino acids. Lineage: Eukaryota; Viridiplantae; Chlorophyta; Mamiellophyceae; Mamiellales; Mamiellaceae. The record is from RefSeq and is a predicted model, not a curated record. The transcript has a single exon. Gene Ontology annotation, molecular function: mRNA binding; metal ion binding.
AUGGAGCCCUUCGCGACGGCGCCGUCGCAGCGGCACCUACCCUUCGGCGCCGCGAGCAACGUCCUCGGCGCGGCGGCCCCGCCGUUCGUCCCCAGGGACCACUACCACCACCACCACCACCAGCAGCAGCAGCAGCCUCUUCACCCACAGGUCAUACUGACGGGGGGACAGACGCAGCAGCAGCCCCUCGGAGCCAAGUCCGCCCCGGCGACGCCCUACUCCCACGGCAUGCACGCCUUACCCGUAUCGCCCCUCACCGGGUGCGUCUCCAUCCCCGGCUCCCCCAUGCGUCCGCUCCAGAGCGGCCAACAGCCGUCGGUGAGCGACUACUUCCACAGACCGAAGGACCUCGGCUUCGCGGACCGCGGCUACUUCCCGAGUCCGCGGAGACCGCAGAACCUGCCGCAGUCGUUCCAGCAGAUCGAGAUCCAACCGACCCAGCCCGGCGCGGGCAUCCACCCGUUCGUCGACCACCAUCAUCAACAACAACAACAACAACACCAACACCAACACGAACUUCACCACGAACUUCACCACCGACACCAACACGUGCCCCCGUGGCUCGCCCCGACGUCCCCGCUCCAAAACCCGCCCAGCGCCGGUAGCUCCCUCGCGCCUUCGCCGCUCGCAUCGCCGAGGACCGGCGGCGUUCAAAGGACGGGUGGGGGUCCGCCGUCGCCCUCGCAAAACCUCGCACUCGCCGGCUCGGGCACGCCGGCGGAUCCGCUUUUCCAUCGCCUGCUGCGACAGGCGCACGGGCAGCAGUGGGAGCAGUCGCGGGAGCAGCAGUGGGAGCAGUAUCAGUCGCCCGUGUCGUGCCCGCCGUGUUCGCAGCAGCACUCGCUGUACAAGACGGAGUUGUGCAGGUCGUGGGAGGAGACCGGGACGUGUCGGUACGGCGCCAAGUGCCAGUUCUCGCACGGCCGCGACGAGCUGAGGCCCGUGCUUCGGCAUCCAAAGUACAAGACGGAGGUGUGCAGGACGUUCGCGCAGAACGGCACGUGUCCGUACGGCACCCGGUGUAGGUUCAUCCACCAGAGGGCGCCCACGAAGAGCGUUCUCGGGACGCUGGUCGCCGGCGCGCACGCGGUGAUACCCUCGGACUGGAGACCCGAGGGGAGGAAGGGUUCCCAGGGCAACGGGCGCGACGGAUCGGGAACGGGGGGAGGCGGGAGCGAGCGCGGCGGCCGACGGGAUUCGGAAGACGCGCCGCGCCGCUUGCCCAUCUUCCAGCGCAUAGCGGCGGACGAGGAGGACGAGGGGGACGAGAAAGAGAGGGAGGCGCUCAUCGCGAGGACUCGAAAGAGGAUCCCGACGCCGCGGGUCUUUCCGGGUCUUUCCGGAAGCGCGGCGAAACCGCCGAGCGCGGCGACCGGUCCGCCGAGGUUCGACAUCGACGGGAGCGCGUGA